This is a messenger RNA of Solanum verrucosum, 1875 nucleotides long. Its product is annotated as zinc finger CCCH domain-containing protein 43. NCBI's taxonomy places the organism in Eukaryota, Viridiplantae, Streptophyta, Magnoliopsida, Solanales, Solanaceae. Gene Ontology annotation, molecular function: mRNA binding; metal ion binding. The record is from RefSeq and is a predicted model, not a curated record.
CUCAUUAGCCACUGUCCCAUUCAAACACACUCACUUUGCUGAAUUCCUCAAUUAGGGUUUUUACUGAUUGAAAUGCAGAGCAACAACAAUGGAAGCAAUUGAACAACACCAAAUUCAAAAUCAAAAUCACAAUCAAUCAUCAGAUCAAACUGAAGAAUUAGGGAUUGAGUCUCAGAAUUCCGAAACAUUGUUGUUACCGUCCGAUCUCAAUUUCCAAAACCCUAAUCAAAAUCAGCCAAAAGCUGAUGAGAGUGACGAUGAUGAUGAGAUGGCGAUGCAAGCCCUCUGCGAAGAGCUUAAAAAUCUGGUCUUGAGCCAGGUUAUGGAUGAGGAUGGAGGAAACCAAGAUCUUCACCCUGAUCGUGAAGAAAGUGGAAAACUCAAGGAAAAAUUGGAAGAUGAGCUUGUAAAUGUUGAAGGGAAUGAUGAUGGAUGGGGAUAUGUCGGUGAAUAUGGUUAUGAUCAGUAUGAUGAGGAUGGUGAUGAAAACAGGAGUGGAAGUCGGAAUGGCAAUGAGAUUGAUGGGGAAAAUGAAAAUGGUUAUGAAGGGGAUUCUAAGGAAGCAGGGUUUAAUGCUAAUAGGAUUAAUAAGAGGAAGAUUAAUUAUCCUUUAAGACCUGAUGCUCAGGAUUGUCCUUAUUAUAUGAAAACAGGGAUGUGUAAAUUUGGAUCGAAUUGCAAGUUUAAUCACCCUUCCAGAAGAAGAAUCCAGCAGGGGACAAAGGAGAAGGGGAAGCAAAGGGAAGACAGCCAGGAGAGGCCGGGGCAGAUUGAAUGCAAGUAUUACCUGACAUCAGGGGGUUGCAAGUAUGGAAAAGCUUGUAAAUUUAAUCAUAGUAGGGAAAAGGGUGCCAUCUCACCAAUUGUGGAGUUCAACUUUCUUGGCCUGCCCAUUCGAUCGGGGGAAAGGGAGUGCCCUUACUAUAUGCGUACUGGCUCUUGCAAGUAUGGGUCCAACUGUAGGUUUCAUCAUCCUGAUCCUACCACUGUGGCUGGAGCUGAUCUAUCUUCUGGACAUAACAACACUGGAGCUGUUCCUGUACAAGCUGCCUCCCAUUCAUCUGCAUCUUCUUGGUCUCCGCCAAGAGCAUUGAAUGACACAGCUCCUUAUGUACCAAUGAUGUACCCACCAACCCAAGACACUGCUUCUCCAAAUACUGAAUGGAAUGGGUAUCAGGCCCCGGCCUAUCCAACAUCAGAGAAAAGACUACCUACUCCUCCAGCAUUUGCUAUGAACAACCCGGCGAAGACCAAUUUCUAUCCACGGUCUCAACAGCCAGAGCAGGUUGAAGAAUAUCCUGAACGUCCUGGUCAACUUGAAUGCAGUUACUUCAUUAAAUUUGGAGAUUGUAAAUACAGAUCUAACUGCAAAUUUCAUCAUCCAAAGUCUAGAAUAUCAAAAGCAAACUCAAGUACUCUUAAUGACAAGGGACUGCCGCUAAGACCUGAUCAAACUGUCUGCUCAUUCUACAGCCGCUAUGGAAUAUGCAAGUAUGGCCCUGCAUGUAAGUUUGAUCAUCCAGAAAAUUAUGUUGGAUCUGCAUCACCUGCCGAGUCUGGCUUUGAUCAGCAUCAGCAAUCACAGAUGUCUCAAGGAUGGCAAGGACAGCACCUGGAAGUGGAUCACUGAUACAGCAGUCUGUAUGAGUAAUUUUUGGUCCAGUUCCAUCUAGAGUUUAGUUUAAAACCAUAUGCCAAUGGUUAAUCUUCUGGGACUUAAAACUCCACCGACGUGAGUAUAAGUUCUCAGAUCUAUUUAGAGGAUGGUACAUUAAUCUCUCUAUGUUUCAUGUUGUUACAAGCGCAAGCGAAAUAGGAUACUGUAAAUUAUUGAUAGAGCAUUUUAUUUUAGAUUAAAUGAAGAUAUUAGGAUAC